UUUAAAUGUACACUAUCAGCAGUAUCGCACUAUAUAAGGCAUGCUGUUGUGUUCCCCGGCAGCACUGAGCUUCUUGCAGACAGUUCUUGGCCACCAUGGGAAAGAUUUUCUUUUACGAGGACAGGAACUUCCAGGGUCGCUGCUAUGAGUGCAGCUCAGACUGUACAGACAUGUCCUCUUACUUCAACCGCUGCAACUCCAUCAAAGUAGAGAGUGGCGACUGGAUCCUGUAUGAGCACCCCAACUACAAGGGGCACCAGUACUAUCUAUGGAGAGGGGAGUACCCCGACUUUAACCAGUGGCUGGGUUACAAUGACUCCAUCAGAUCCUGCCGCCUCACGCCUCAACAUCACGGCUCUUAUAAACUGAGGAUCUACGAGAGAGGAGACUUCAAGGGACAAACGAUGGAGUUUUCAGAGGAUUGUCCCCAAGUCUAUGAGAGAUUCCGUUACCAAGACAUUAACUCCUGUCACGUACACGACGGACACUGGAUGUUUUAUGAAGAGCCCAACUAUAAGGGUCGUCAGUAUUACCUGCGGCCUGGGGAGUACAAGAGAUAUUCUGACUGGGGAGCUCUGAAUGCUAGAAUCGGAUCUUUCCGGAGAGUCCAUCACCUAUACUAACAUAACACACUGCUGUACAUCUGUUCUCAUAGUCAAUAAAACUGGAAAUAGCUAUUA
Messenger RNA from Pseudophryne corroboree (corroboree frog), 680 nucleotides. RefSeq names its product gamma-crystallin-3-like. Gene Ontology annotation, biological process: visual perception; lens development in camera-type eye. Gene Ontology annotation, molecular function: structural constituent of eye lens. Lineage: Eukaryota; Metazoa; Chordata; Amphibia; Anura; Myobatrachidae. The record is from RefSeq and is a predicted model, not a curated record. The coding region runs from base 96 to 623 and encodes 175 amino acids. The transcript has 3 exons.